Chenopodium quinoa (quinoa) is the source of this 1692-nucleotide messenger RNA. RefSeq lists its product as uncharacterized. The transcript is spliced from 2 exons. Lineage: Eukaryota; Viridiplantae; Streptophyta; Magnoliopsida; Caryophyllales; Amaranthaceae. Gene Ontology annotation, molecular function: glycosyltransferase activity. Gene Ontology annotation, cellular component: membrane. Bases 369 to 1619 code for a protein of 416 amino acids. The record is from RefSeq and is a predicted model, not a curated record.
UUGAAUUUUGGUUUUAAUCCGAAUUAUAGACACCCAUAAGAACGGCAGACAAUAAAUGCUAUUAAAAUAUUUGACGCUACCAUGGCACCAAUAGGACAGCGCCAGCCAAAAUGAAAAUAUUGCCAACUACUUUUCUUUUCUAAAUUUCUACUAUGAUGAAAACGUUAACACAUGUGGGAAACCCACAUUUAAACCAAUGCUAACUGUUAAUCCCAUUUUUGUUUUAAUUUAAAAACCACGCUCCACAUGUUCUAAAAUUUCGUGUUCAGCUCACCCCUUUAGAUUCCACCCAAUUUCCAAAAAUAUUAAAAAAAAAAACAAAGAAAUUCUUCUACUCCCCUCUGCAUCUAUCUCCAGCAUGAUUGGGUAUGAACAAUAAUUCCCACAAAAGAAAAAAGAUGUUGAGAAAUAACAAAGCAGAAAAGGAAGAAUUAGAGAAGUUAACAGCACAACAAAAUAAUGGGUACUUGAAGAAAUAUGCACCCACAAACUUAUUAAGAUUAGCAGUAUGUUUAAUGGUAUUUAUUGCUGGUGUUGCUACUGGUUUAGUUUCAAGCUCACAACGGUCAACGAUUAGCCUUGAGAAUUAUACAAAGAUCUACACCGCCGUUCGUGGCGGCGAUCCAACGAAUGAUAAUAAUUGUGCGUUUAACAAACAAAAUUCUAAUUGUGAGAAUAUUAAUUGUUUGCGUUUAGAUAAUGUAGUUCAUCCGAAGAAAUUGAGUCAUGAUCUAUCUGAUCAGGAGUUGGUAUGGAGAGCUUCAUUGGUCCCUAAAGUUGUAGGUUACCCUUUUAAAAGGGUACCUAAAGUUGCCUUUAUGUUCUUGACAAGGGGUCCUUUGCCAUUGUUGCCUUUGUGGGAGAAGUAUUUUGCAGGACAUGAUGGAUUUUUUUCUAUUUACGUGCAUACUCAAGCUGGAUUUGUGUUCGAUGUGCCUCCAGAUUCUGUCUUCUUCGGCCGCCAAGUUCCUAGUAAGGAAGUUUCUUGGGGUGAUGUAUCACUAGCAGAUGCAGAGAAGAGGCUUCUAGCCAAUGCUCUCCUAGACUUCUCAAAUGAGCGUUUUGUGCUCCUCUCUGAAAGUUGUAUCCCGGUUUACGAUUUUCAAACAGUUUACAAAUAUCUCACUAAAUCUGCACACAGUUUUGUGGAGUCAUAUGAUGAUACAAGCCGUUUUGGCAGGGGCCGCUAUGAUCGACAUAUGAGACCCAACAUCACGGUAGAACAAUGGAGAAAAGGGGCUCAGUGGUUCGAGAUUAGACGAGAUUUGGGUAUUGAAAUUAUAUCAGAUUACAAGUACUAUGAUCUGUUUAGGAAAUACUGCCAUCCACCUUGCUUUCCUGAUGAGCAUUACAUUGCUACGUACCUCAACAUAUUCCAUGCUCCGCUUAAUUCUAAUCGCACCUUGACUUGGGUAGAUUGGUCUUUGGGAGGACCUCAUCCCACAACCUUUGUAAGAGAGAAUAUUACAGAAGGUUUUAUACAGAAUAUCAGAAAUUAUAAGAAAAAAUGUUUGUAUAAUUUUAAGAGUACAACUGUAUGUUACCUUUUUGCUCGCAAGUUUGCUCCAAGUACACUGGAGCCCUUGCUCAAUUUAAGUUCAAAGGUAAUGGGAUUUUGAAAACUUUUAGUUAAACUAUAAAUUAUUGCCAUAUUCAUAUAAUUUUCCUUUGGAUGAAGAGCUACUUCUAGUC